AUGAGGCUUUUACUGAAGGCAGCAAGACUUCAUUUACCAAGAAACCAAUUGGUCAGGCUUAUAAUAACUGAAGUUGACUCAAAAAUGCACAAGGGAGGUAGGUCUGAAGGUUCAAAGAGCUGACAAGUCAGCUGAAAGUCGCAGAGGCACUCGAACAGGUUUUUAGGGGUUUUAUCUCAACAAAUGAACAGAAGAGGACCAUUGUGGCAUUAUAUUUGUAGCAUGAUCAUGCAGGUGUAAUAAAAUAAUCCUACGACACAGCAUUAUGAUAGUGACGCGCAGACGUAGCAGCAUUAGCCACGUUCAUACUAACAACACACACAUACCGUAGACUGUUCGAGCAAAUAGACUCACUUUUUCCUCAUAUUUAUGACAGUAAUGUGGGGAAUGAAAAAAACAUUGACCCCCAGUCUAUGAAGUAUCCCGAUGGACUACCUAAUGGGAUACACCAAAAUGGACCAAUUCUGUUUAGACUCUAGUGUCCGGUUUUAGAUGCCAGUGUCUGAUUUAAGAUACUGUGUCUGAUUUUAGACACUGGUAUCCAACUUUAGACAAUAAUGUCCAACUUUAGACAAUAAUGUCCAAAUUUAGACACAAGUGUCUGAUUCUAGACACCAGUGUCUGAUUUUAUGCAGUAGUGUCCAAUUUUAGACAGUGGUGUCUGGUUUAAGACACUAGUAUAUAAUUUUGGACACUAGUGUCUAUUUUUUGACACUGUUGUCUGAUUUAGACACUAGUGUCCUAUUUUAUGUUCGAUUUUGGAUACUAGUGUCAGAUUUAAGACACUAAUGUCCAAUUUUUGACAUAAGUGGUCAAUUUGGAUACUAGUAUAAAAUUUGACAUGAGGUGUUAAAUAGAUAUAUGGUCAUAACCAUGCAAUGGAUAUUUUAAAAGAAGUUGCAGUUAUUAACUGUUAAACCUUCUUGGUCUGCAAAUUAAUCCUAUCAUGGAGAUUUCUCAAACUCACUUAAAAUGUAUAAAAAGAUCUUCUUUUCCUUUUAACAUUUACUGAAACAAAUUUGGCAAAUGACUGGUUUAAACAACAUAUGAUUGUAAUGUUUGAAGAUAACUUAAGGUCACCUUGAACAGGAAAAAAUUUACCCCAAGUUUUGAGGCUGAUAUCUCCAGUUAUGGUUACCUGUAACUCAAAAAGCGGUUUUUAUUCGAGAAAUCUAUGGUAUUGACAAAAGAAAAUAAAGGAGGAGCAUCCAAUGUAAGUGUAUGAAUAGUUUACUGUAAUGCUUUCAAUAGAACUCAUUCAAAGUAGGAUUUUGUAUGUGUAGUCCAUUUUAGGGCAGUCCUUUUGGGUAUUCCAUUGGGAUGGUCCAUGGUCUGGAGGUCAAUUGUUCAUUGUUUUUUCAGUGUGAUAAUGUAGAGUUAACAGCAUUAUCACAACAAACAUAUAGCUAUAUUUAAAGCAAAAAAAACAAAAAAGACUCUCUCACUGUUUUGUAAUGGCAUUAUAUCCCCGCUGUUUACCAGUCAAGAAAGCCUUGUUACAACAACAAUGCCAGAGGAUAAUGGAUUUUGAAUUAGUCUAGGAAGAUGUAUCUUAGAUGUAUCCAGAUCAUUACAAGUUAUCAUCUUUAGAAACUCAGAUUUUCCAUAAGCAUGCUCCAAGGAUUUUUGUAGAACUCAUAUGGAAGAUCUUAGAUAUACCUGUAAUCUAUACUGAACACCUCCUAGUAAGUGGUGUUUUUUUUCUUUUCAAGUCAACACUUUUUGGGCUUUUUAUACCAUGCAAAUCAUUUGAAGGAAUUGUUGUUACUGAUAAAUUUGAAUUUUCAGGUGGCCGUGGUAAAAGGGGUAGAGGUGGACAUCGCCCUUCUGGUUUGACAGGAAAACAGAUUGGCUUGUGGUACAGAGAUAAAGGAAAACAAAACAGGGAACUUAAACAGGUUUAAUCUUGGGAUUUGAAUCUAAGUGUAUUUUUCUCUUGGUUUUAUGUGCCCAUAGAGUGAGUGUGUCUUUCUGUCAGUCCUACCUUUUGGUCUGGACUGACCUUUUGAUCAGUCAAUCAGUAGUUUGGUCUGUCUGACAGACUGUAUUUGUCUUACUCUGUCUGUUUGGUAGUGCUAUAGUCCUUUGAUUCAACCAAUUUAUAUGUGGAUUUUUCCAUCUCCUCAUUAUAAUAUUUAUUCUUAGCAAAACAUAUGCUUAUCAUCAUGUUUUUUGUUAUUCAGCGUGCAUUUGUUACAAUGGACAGUCAACAUGAAAUGAGAAUAAGUCAGCUGCUAGGAGAAAUCAGACAAAGUGAAAGAACCAAUGAUGACAGAGCAGAGGAAGGAGCAUCAGCUGGGACAGAUUGGUAUGAUGGUCCUAAAGGAGAGCAGUACUGUGAACAACAUCUGCAUGAUGAGUCUGAUCGCAGGGAUGAAGGUUUGCAGAUAUAUAAAAUGGCUACAGUUGAAUCUCACUCAUCCAGAUGUGUGUAAUGAAGGAGUUCUUUGGUUUUCAAAUCCUAGUUUUAGUCUUGCAAUGUUUUCUAAAUGAAACAUCUGUUUUUGCAUGCUUGUGCAGAGUGCUAUUAGCAUUUGCAUUUCUGUUAGACUAAUUGUCAGAUUAUAAAUAAAAGAAACUGUUAUGGAUCUGGCAUUUUGAUCAUAAAUAGAUUGAUACUGUACAUUAUUUUCAAUUACAUAAACUAUCUUUUGCUCUUUAAUUGUAGUUUUGAUUGACAAAGUAUUGGCCCCAAAACAAUAUAAGGAACAAUUUGAUCACCUUAUGAAAUUUCUUACAUGCAGAUAUGUGAUAUGUUUUUAAUAUUUUUCUCAGUAUUUGUUCUCAAUGACAUGAAAUAUUCUACAUUAUAUUCAAAGUUUUAGAAGCACUUAUUUGAGUGAACUUUGAAAUAUUCUAUCCAGACCAGGUGAGCAUGUCUGGUGAGAACAAGAAAAAGAGUCCAGUAGCUUUCAAGCACCAUUUUAAUAUGGGCAGGAAUUUGCAGCAAGAUUCCACGUUAGAUCAUCAAUUGAAAGAAGAACAACAAAGAAGGUUCUUGUCAGAAAGUGCAAGAUAUAAGGCCAUGCAGGUCUGUAUUGAUAUCAUCAGUAUAAUCAAAACCUCCUAUAGACUAAAUUACCUUGUACUAAUCAGCAUCGUGAUAUCAUUUAAAGGUAAAACUGAUGGAAAACUUUUAGUACAGAAGAUGACUUAAAAAAAUCUUUGUUUUAGAUUUGAGACUUUGUGAUAACAAGUCUGAUGUUGCUCUUGAUAUUUCUUUUUUUAAAUUUUUAUUUCUUAUAGGAAUUUCGUAAAAGUUUGCCAGCUUACAAGCAGAAAGAGGUUGGUGCAUUUCAUUACUCUACAAAAAUAUCUCUUAAUUAAUCACAAAUUAGAAUUAUUAUGGCAGUGAUAAAAUUUGAAAUGUCCUUAAUUGCAGGAAUUACUUCAACUCAUAAGCUCAGAGCAAGUUAUUGUUAUCAGUGGAGAGACUGGAUGUGGAAAAACAACCCAGGUAUCACAGUGUUUGUUUAAUAAAUCAACUACAAUUUUACAGUGGGUGUUCCCACUGAUAUAUAAAAACUGAAAAACCACAAGCCAUAGUUUAGUGGUUUCAGAGAUUCAAUCUCUCAGUGGACUUCAGCUGCUGCAAUAUUUUAGCCUGCACUUGUAUAUCGAAACUCAAUAUCACUUUCAUUUUUGAUACUUUCAUCACAAAUGGGUCUUGGCUGAUGAGUUAGAAAGAAUUUCUAAUGCCAGCUAAAUUGUCUUUAAAAGGAAUGUCCUAGUUUCUUUCCAGACUUUGGAUCCUGACUGUCAGGAGUGACUUGUAAUACAACAAGGCCAAUACUUUAGCAUUAAGGGUACUGUUAACAAAAUGGGAUGCCUUGCAGAGAAAUCGUCCGAUGCAUGCUACUUUUAAAGAAACCAUAGAAAACUAUAUACUGUAAAGCUUAUAAAAUAUAGAUUAUGAAUCAAAAUAACAAAAUUGUCCACAGUUUUUGUUUUAGUAGGUACUUGUGAGCCCUUAAAUACCUUGAAACUGUCAGUUUUUGCUUUACUGAAUUACCCGCCUCCACUUUACUGCAAACCAAGAAACAAACUGGACAGUAUCACUCAGCACACAAUAGGCUAGCAAAGCCUGUGAGGCUUAUUCAAUAUUUCCAUUGGUUCCUGAGAAAAUCUGUUUUGAAGUUGGACAAUCAAAAAUAGUUUGGUUGUUGUCAUAUUCCAGGAUGUUAUGAAAGAAAUCAUUUUUUAGCCUCCAAAAAAGUUCUUAGCUUUGGUACCUAAUUCACAGCUUUGGCACCCUAACUGCAUUGAUGUAGCAUGUCACCAACCCAUGAAACACAAUAUUGAACCCCCUGGCAAGUCUCAUAACAAAGAACUCCUUUGAAAUUCACAGGAAAGGUGAUUUUGCAAAACAUGGUAUAAACAAAAUAUGCAAAUCAAGAUCCAGGAUGAAAGCCCCCAGCAAUGGUCAAUACUCUGCUGAAGGCCUUUCCCAUUAUGACACAUUUUGCCCUUCAUUACAGGUUUCCCCAAAAAUUCUUUCAGCUGUUCCUUGCAAUCUUUUUACGAUUUUUUCCCCAGCAAAUUAAACUAAACUACUUUCUAACUAAAGAGCAAAAAAAAACGAAUUUUGAAAAUUUUGACCAAAUUUUGUUGACAGUAACCUUAAACAAAGAAAUUAAAGAGAUUGUUUAUUGGACCAAUAUGUUGUUAACUGAUAAAAUUUUAGGUUAACAUUAUUAAAUAGCCAUCCUACGGCGACCUUAUUUCAUGUGAUUCUUGUUUAGGUUGCUCAGUUCAUCUUGGAUGAUGCUAUUGAACAAGGUCAUGGGUCAAAAUGCCGAGUUAUUUGUACUCAGCCCAGGAGAAUAAGUGCUAUCUCUGUAAGCCAUGAUUUUAAUCAAAGUAACUUUUUUUUCUGAGUAUUUAAAAGUCAUUGCUCCAUCAUGACAUGGGUGAAGAAAAGCUGAAGAGAAUCCUUUGGGGCAACUAAAUCCAUCAACAACCUCCAUCCACAUGUAAUGCUUGCAUUUGAGAAAUCAAGUCCAGCCAAGUUGGAGGAAAGAUAAGCAAACAAAUCUUCCUGCUGAGCCAUCCUUGCUUUGUCAAAAUAUUAAUUAUUCCUUCCCAAUAAGAGGAAGCCAUGCAGACUUAAGGUUGACUUAGCUUAGUAUUAAUGUACCAAGGGUAUUACUUAUUAUCUUACUUUAACCAUUAGUGAUGUAUAAUUAUUAUUUAGUGAUCAUUAAAUCUGAUCAACAAUGAAUUGUUUUUAUUUAUCCUAUGCAAGGUGGCAGAAAGAGUUGCAUCAGAAAGAGAUGAAAAUUGUGGUGAAAAUGGAAGUGUUGGUUACCAGAUAAGAUUGGAAAGGUAAUGAGGUGUUAAACAAUAUUGCAAUGUCUGUUGUCUGCUGGCAGUUUUAAGACAAAAUCACCAAAUGAUAAACUCAUUUCCCCUUUUUUUUUUUCUUCCAGCAAGCUUCCACGAGAGCAAGGUUCUAUCCUCUAUUGUACAACAGGAGUGCUGCUUAGAUGGCUAGUGUCUGAUCCGUGAGUCAGAAAUUAUUACUGUAACAAUGUACAUGAAAAAAUUAAGUGCUUCUGAUUGGCUGAAAAGGAGUGCAUUCUCAUAUAACACAAGAGCAAAGUUGUAACACAAGUGCAAAUGACAAAGAGCACGCAAAUUGUCUGUCUUGACUUUCUGUGAUGUUUUUCCAUGUACAUUAUUAACAAGUAAUAACAUAAUUUCUCUUACAAUUUGGUGUAAUAAGCACUUCUGAAUUUUUCAAAGAUUACAACUUGCACUUGCCCAAGGGGCUCUUACUUGUGCUUAUUAACACCAAAUUGUAAGAGAAAUCAUGUUAUUAACAGGGAGUUGUAGUUGUUGGUGACUGACAUCAUCGAAUGCUGCAUUCAAUGUAGCAGAUAUAGAAGAGAGUGAUUGCCUGUGGCAUUGUUGCACCAGACUCAGUGCAGGGUCAAUCUCUGCAUUGUCCAACAUAAGAUUUUUGCAGUUUGUACUAACCAUAAAUUAAAAACAAGCUCAUUCAUUACUUUUUAUUGUUCCUUUGUAGAUUGCUUCUUGGUUGCAGUCAUAUCAUUCUUGAUGAGAUUCAUGAAAGGGAUAUUUUAUCAGAUUUCCUGAUCAUUAUUAUAAAAGAUCUUUUACCAAAAAGGUAAUGUUAGGAUUUACGUUUUGGCAAUUGUAGUUGUUAACUCAUUGUAGUGGCUCUGCUGCUAAAACAUAUUUUGACUUGUUCUUGAUUUUGAUUGAUUAUUGAUUACUUUGUAUCUUAUCCAUGAUCUUUUUGAUGUUUCAUAUUCCUGUUAAGGCUUCUCCCCCUACAAUUAAAUUUCUUAUUUAUUUUUUUAUUUCACAUAGGCCAGAUUUAAAAUUGAUCCUCAUGAGUGCAACUUUGAAUUCAGAGAUGUUCUCUGCUUAUUUUGGUAAGAAGCUCAGUAGAGUAAAUUCAGUCUUAAUUAUUGUGAUUGAAGAAAGAGUGAAAUGAAGAAAAGGAUUGUUGAGGCAAAUAUUUGGGACUUCAAGUGUGACUUUGCCAAUGGGAUGCUCUUACAAUAAAAUUGAGCUAGAACCACUGACUUUGGCAGAAGGCAAAUGGAAGAAUGGUUGGUUCAUAUGAAAUUUAUGGAGACAUUCAUAUCCUAGGAUGACAGUAAAUCAAAACACACAUUGUUAUUUGUCAUCUGAAGGGGAAAAAAUUGACUGGAAACAGCCGUAAGUAAGGUUUUCAUUUCCAUGCAAGGUACUAAUUCUAUUUUGUUCCACUUCAAGAUAAUUGCAAAAUGGCUCAUAUUCCUGGAUUCACCUAUCCUGUUCAGGAGGUUUAUCUUGAGGAAAUAAUUGAAAAAACCAGGUGAGGAUUAUUGGUAUAAGAAAGAACAUUUUUUUCUUUAUUUCAUUAAAGUCCUGCAAGGUUAGUCUUUGAACACACUACCAUAAUUAGGAAGGUUAGUGUAAAUGCGUGACUUUCAAACUUGCGUGACAUUUGCGUUACAGUUGGCCUUUGUGCCAUUUGAUUCCUUUAAAUGGUUUUUCUCUCCCGCUUUCAUUAAUCGCCUGUUCAUGUUCGGUGUUCAUCUAAAGUUAAUUUAUAAAGUGUGAUUUCAAGCCAUCGGCGUAUAGGGACUGAUAUGUAAGUUGUUUUCGCUUGAUUUGUUGUUUAUCUCGUUUCGAGCAAGCUCUUCCGUCUUUAUUUGUAUAUAUAUUUUGUGUUUGCCGUAGCAUUUGGUUCAUUUAUUAGUUCCUUUAUUAUGUUAGAUUCAUUUACGCUGUUAAGUCGCCACGUGUUUAAUUGAAUACAAUCUAUUAUAUAAGUCCCUUUUUUAAUUCGUUUACAGUUUACGAGAUUGAUUAAAGUUAUGUCCCUGUAAUAUAUCCCCUGGAUUUGGUUGGCAUUUUUCUCCGGUCACGAUUUUCUUGGUAUUUCAUCGAGCCUUGAUGUUCGUUUGCCGCAACAGUUAGUUUAGAAAAUGGUCAGCUUAAGCAUACUGUAAGGAAUCAGAGUGAUCUGAGAUCUUUUGGUGACUUGGCAGGCCAAAUAUAAGUUUAUUAAUAAAUUCUGCAUGCAUGUGCAUCAUAUCAUGUUUUAUCUCUUGACUCUGAUGAUGACUUCUGCUCAGGUUGCCAAAAUAUCAGUCACCACAAGAGACAAUAGUCCUUCUCAGGACUAAACUAACCUUGACAAUUGGACUACACUAUCAAAUGUUUUAGCCAUGGCCAAUGAUGUAAUAAAGUAAUUUAUUAGAUUUCUGUGCAUUUUAGAUCCAUUUUUUUACUGACAGAAGAUUUGCCAAAUAUCAGCUUUAUGUGCACAUUUUGCAAGAGCCUUAGUCUACUUAAAACAACUUCAUGUGAGACUGCAUGACUUGGCAACUGCCUUAUUCCUAGGUGUGAUUAAAGUUUAAUAUAUCUUCACAAUCUCAAUUUAUUAUCCAGCAAAGAGGUUAUGAGACAAACCUUAAUACAGUACCAUGUUCGCUGAAAUAGUUAAAAAGCAUAUUAAGCUAAGAAGCAAGAUGGAAGAAUUGCUAAUCAGAUCAUGGGUGUUGGUGUAUUCACAGAUAUGAAAUUACAGAAAAAGCUGGUGUUUCUGGUAGAGGAGACAGACCAGAACCAAAAUGGAAAAAAUACAGGAGGGGUAAAAGUGAGGCAAAAGACAGACGGUUAGAGAAAACUAAUGCAUGGCUGACUGACAGUCAGGAGGACGAAAAACAGAUAGAGUGGCAGCAAUAUCUCAAUUCCCUAACAGGAAGGUAAUUGCUAAGUUUUCUGUGCGUUUUAAGGUUUUUUUGUAGGGUUUCCCGUAAGAAUUCUCCUGAAACAAUACUUUCAAUUCGUGAAUAAUAUCGCCUCGGAUUCCUUUUCUCUCCCCCCUCUUAGGUGGGGAAUAUUCGGUCACAUGAUGCAUUUUGACCAAUCACGUGCGGGCAAAAUAUUUGAUGGAUCAUUGGACACAAUAUCAGCAAUAAGACAAUAUUUUUGAAUCUCAAAACAACUUUAAAAGUGCACUUCCUCAUCGUUAACAACUUUUGGUUAAAGGAACCUUCGUAAGUUUCUUUUUGGUAUUGAAAAUUUUACCAGUGCUUACUUGUUCCUAAUAACAGUGGAAAUCAUCCAGUUAAAUUACUUUGAUAAGGAAGGUGAUUGUGAAUUAUUGGUUUCGCUGCAGAUUUUCUUCUAAAACAAUUACAACUCUUCGAAAUAUGGAUUUGGAAAGAAUCGACUUGGAACUUCUUGUCCGACUGAUAACUCACAUCUCACUUCGAAUGGAGGUAUGUUCAAAGGAUGUUAGAUUCAGCGAGUUCCACCAAAUGAACGAAAUAAACUACUUUUUCAAGUGUUGUUGCACCCGGAAAGUUGCUGAGGUUGGAGCGGAAUAGUUUUUACAACAACGUCGCCUACAGAGUUUUACGACCUGUCCAAGGGAUUUUUCCUUUUUCAACGCAUGCGUACAGAACAUAUUCAGAAAUGAACAAGCAAGCUUGGCCAUUGUAGACCGUAAGCCGGAAAAACACGGGAAAAAAUAGUGACGCAAGUUUUUAAGUUCGUUAUACGUGAUCCGUUCAAAUAUUCACCAUUCUUUGUCAUCCUGGUUCCCUUUUGUUUUUCUACUCUCACUUGAGUUUUUCCUGUCUGAGCAAAAAAUUACUCAAAAUACUCUGACAUUACUCCUCCAACAAAGACCGAAAUUGAACUUCAGUGUCAAUUAACUCGUUGUUUUUGGCAACAAUUUUAAAUAACAAUUUAAGUCAAAUGAAUUCGAUUAUUUCUGUUUUUAGGAGGGAGCAAUACUAGUUUUUCUACCAGGCUGGGAUGAUAUUAGUAAACUUCACGACAAGUUAAAAACUCAAACGCUUUUUAAUUCAGGUAAAGUAGAGAUUCACUUACUAUAGUUCGUUUCAGUCUAUUUUCUUUGAUCGGUGUUUGAUGUUACUGGUUUUCCUUUUGUAAGAGAACUAGGUUUUUCUUGUUUGUGCAUAGUAACACUCAUAUAUGUCUAUAAAUCUUUUUUCUUGAUCAUUUGCAGAUAAAUUCCGCAUCAUUCCUUUACAUUCUAUGAUGCCGUCAACAAACCAACGAGAGGUAAGACAAAUGAUAAGAACUGACUUGCCCUUAUUUGCUUGACGCAAUAGGCUCAAGAUCAGGCAGACAUGCUCACUUCCUAGUCGUGCCUCUUCUUGACAGUGUAUAGGAUCAGUUGGGAGAAGUUGUGUUUUAUAAAUGUUAGCUGGAAGGUUUUACGGUGAUUGAAUGCCGCGGUGGAUUAGGAUUUUUUUGGCAUGUUUAAGUCUUGAUUUGCGAUCAGUGAAUGGUUGGGAAAACUUCCACCGUCCUCUAAACCUAUCAGAUAUAGAUUUAAAACUAAUUAUGACCUGUAACUCGCGUUUCCCGCGCCUUAAGCUGUUUUCUGUGUCUUUCGUUGACUUUUCACUGGCUCCAUGUGAUAUUUCCUCAUUUUCUGAUCGGCCACUUGGUGUAAUAAGGUGCCUAGUUUGGUUUCCAUAUUACGAUGCUCAGUCAAGAGGUGCUCCAGUGGACGCCCUGUUUAGGUUAUUUUAGAAGUAAACCCUGGUUUCCCUCUUUGCUCCAUCACUGAUCUGUCAGUGUUCCUUUCAUUAGGUAUUUGACCGCCCACCUGAAGGUGUCAGGAAGAUCGUAAUUGCUACUAACAUUGCUGAAACAAGGUAUUAACAAGAACUUGGUUGGCAGUAUCACAGCUGCUUUCGUAUCAUGGUCGAGGGGUACCACCGCGUGUCUCCUUAAUGCUGGUUGGGAUACAGUGGCGGAUCCAAGGGGAAGGUUUGGGGAUCAGGGCCAUUACCCUGACCAUACCGGUGGGGUUUCUAUAACGUGUCUAACACCAAAAUUCCUGCAGCAACAAGAUGGCUUAUUGUUACUUAACUGGCUGACUUUUUUUUCAGGGAAGGGGAGGGGUGGAGGCAUGAGUAGGUCGGUCGAGAAGUAAUUUUGGACCUCCCCCGGUCCCUCCCUUCCACUCACCCCCCGCCAAAUUCGUGGAUGCGCCCCCAUAAUGAUCUGUGUCAAUCUUGUCCUGGUCUCAGUUGUUUUUGUCAUUUCAGUCUUUGAAUUUUUGUUCGUCUCUAACCAUCAAAUUAAAAUUAGAACGUAUGGAUUUUAGUGGAAUGAUUUUCACCUGGGCUGUUGUUCCAUUUGUAGUAUCACUAUUGAUGAUGUGGUGUUUGUUGUGGAUGCUGGCAAGGUGAAAGAAAAGGUAAUGUACGUAGCUGUUGUGUUUAGCAACUUUAAAUGACUGAUGGUUUAUUAUUCGGUAGCUCAGUGGUGGAGCAACCAAACCUGUAGUUUUGAUUCCUCUUCGGGUGUUGGGAUUUUUUCUUUGUCCAAAUAUCAAGAAAACUUGUAGUAUAUAAGAUCGGCGAGGUUACUUUGCUUAACUUACCACUCAUUUGUCUCGAUCGAGGCGGGAGUGAGCCGAACUAACAGAAAAUGUGACAGUUAUGACUGUGGCGACAAUAGGCGCACUGAUUUAUGCAUUUUUACAACUGAUAGGAGUUUUUAUUUCUAUUUCGUCAGACAUAUGAUGUGUACCACAAUAUUGCCUGUUUACAGCCUGUAUGGAUCAGUAAAGCUUCUUCGAGACAAAGACGCGGUCGAGCUGGAAGGUAUUAGCAUUAACCAGAAAAAAAUUCUUCAAAAUUCCCGUAGUAAAGACCCUCCAAAGUAACGACCUCAAAAGGAUCCUCCCAGCUAUGGCCAUGUUGGGGAAAGCGGAAAAUGGCUCCUGUAGAGACAUGGCUGUUAUUGAGAGGAAGGGGUUUAAAAUGACACCCUUUUUGUUUUCGAGGUCCAAUAUUUUUUUCCAUAUAUUCUUAUUGUUGUAUGUAAAUACUUAGAAAUAGGUCUUUAAACACAGACCAAAUGUCAAUGUUCGGAAGAAAUACAAACAAGGUAUUAUCAAUUUAUACAACGUUUGCUUUCGGUGUUACAGAAAUUUUAAUUCUUUAGUUGAAACAAAGCUUUCAACGUGUAUUUGCUGUUGCGUUCUGUCAAAGAGUUUUUUGAGAAAGGCAUUCCUUUCAUAAAAAUGAGAAAAACCGACCAAAAAAUACCAUAUAUAAAUAAGUUCCUUGACUGAUAUAUGUCAACAGAGUACAGCCUGGAUACUGCUUUCAUUUGUUCACACAACUUCGUGCCCAGUCCCUUGACGACUAUCAGCUGCCAGAGAUGCUUCGGACACCUCUUGAGGAAUUGUGCCUGCAGAUUAAGGUAUAGUUGCUCUUUAUUCUAGAACGUAUGAAGUAUCAUUUUGUACCAUUCUAGUGGACAGAUAACUUUAAGUCUGAGUGUGAGUCUGGCAGUUCAUCCUUCCGAAGCUAAUCCUGGUGUUUGUAAGAUAGGCUUGUUGCUUCUUCCUUUGGAUGUGAUGCUAGGCAAUAACAGGUUAACCGCCGCCCCAGCGUUUCAUCAGGUUUCCCCGGGCAGUUUAUUUGUACCCAUUUAUACUCGUGGGAGGAGUGAGUCAGUGUCCUCCUCUUCAGGCGGUAACCGGUAAAAUUUACCGCCUGUAGUACAUCUAACGACCGCCUAAAAUUUCUUGGAAUCGGAAUUAUUGAAAAUUUAACAGGUGACUCUAUUGGUUUGAAAAUUUUUUUGACCUGUCGUGCUUAAAAUAAGGGAAAACACCAAGUGAGGCAAUGUGAUAAUACCCAAGAACGCAAUACAACGAACUUGCUAUGGCUCGGAGUGCAAUGCACGACUGCUUCAGAUAGGGUCUUUAGUACCAUUGCUAUGUCUUUUUGCACGGAUUGACUUUUAAAAUUAAAAAUUGAGGUAUUCCAUUUCUUUUUGGUAGAUUCUUAAACUGGGUAUGAUCCGAUCUUUUCUGUCCAAAGCAUUGCAACCUCCAGAGGAACAAGCAGUCAUCAAUGCUUUAGAGAGUCUUCAACAACUUGUGAGUCUUUUAUGUCCGAAGAAGUUUUACAAACCGUCUGUCUCGAUUCCUUUUAAUCAAGUGAAACAAAUUUUCAUUUAACAGUUGUUUUGUUUUUUUUUGUUCUCUUAUAGAAAGCGCUGGACGCAAAUGAAGACUUAACUCCCCUUGGUCAUCAUUUGGCCGCUUUACCAGUAAAUCCUAGAGUGGGCAAGAUCAUUUUAUUUGGUGCAAUAUUCUCGUGUUUGGAUCCAGUUCUAACUGUGGCAUCUGUUUUGGGAUUUAAGGAUCCUUUUGUGUUUCCUUUGGUAGGAACACUCAUCUAAUUCAUUAACUGUUUUCGGGGCCUUUGAGUAUUUUUAUUUAUUUAUUAUCAUUGUCAUUUUUCAAGCUAAAUGGUCCUUUUGUAACAUUCUUAUUCCUCGACGAACGGAAGAAAAGUUUUCCAUCUUUGUUAUAACGUCGCCAGAGCGCUUUAGACAUUGUUAUUCCUGUCAGUAUGCGGGAGGCUUGUCAUAUCACGAGUCUAAUACUUUGCCUGGCUUACUAAAGAGUUCUCAGAAGCUCAGUUGAUAGAGCAUUGCAUAAAAAAUCGAAGAUCUGGGGCUGGAAUACUCUUCGACGACUCAGGAAUUUUUCUGUGGCCUCUGCUUAUGACAGGACUCUGACUUCAAUUUUCAACUUCUGUCGUAGCCUUGUAAGUACUUUUUUAAUGUAUUUUCAGGGAAAACAAAAAGAAGCCGAGCAAGCCCGCUUGAGGUUUGCUGGUGAUACUCGUAGUGACCAUCUCGCCCUGUUGAACGCCUUUCAGGUAAAUGUUUACAGGUACAUUCAAACACAGGUAGAGUCAUUUUUUGCGCUUUUCAAAACGACCUUCAUUUUGAAGGAAGCAACAAUACAUUAGUUUCGUUGGAUUGAAAAAGAGAGAAGAGGCAAUGAAACCCAAGAGGAAACAAGAUUAUACCAGACCGCAAAUUAGAGGCCAUGUAAUCAACAGUAUAUUUUUAGGAGAACGGUUUUACCGCGAAUCUUCCACUCAGAGCAACUAGAGUUUGCAUUUUAAAUUUAUUGUAGUGUUCGUUUAUUUAAGGGCUGGGAGACGUCUGUCCGUAAAGGGAUUGAGCGAGAUUACUGUUGGAGGAACUUCCUAUCGGUGAACACGAUGAGGGUGAGUAAAUCUAUUUUUAAAGAUAGUAGAGUGAAGUAAUCCGAGAUGAAUUUGGUUUCAUUUAUCUCUUCGCUUUGUGAUUAUUGUAGAAACUCGCGCCAACCUCCCAGUUGGUCAAAUGCAACAUUAAAAUCGGUGGCGUCUAGUCACUAACGUUUUCCCGCGUUUCAAACAGUUUACCUUUUUUGUACCUCCAGGUCUCAGUGAUUCCCAGUGAUAGUUGUCCGUUUUCUGAUUGGCUGUUGUGAUAACUUCGGUUGUGGGCGUACGAAAUUCAAGUGCUCUGAAGGAUCUGAUUGUUUUGGCAAAUCAUUUUGCUUUCUGUUUAAUCUUCGAAAAAUUAUUGAUGUUAGUUCUGUAAUAACAAUUUAAUUUUUCGCUGUCAAGGGGUAGGAAUCAACACUCAACCCAAAAACGGGGCACUUGUGUUAAUGUGAACUUUUAUUCAUUAAUUGUAUCUGAUUUACAAUACAUUCUUGAUUUUUCCAAUGACAGUUAUGUUACUUACCUUUCUAUUUCGUGAACCGUGUUUCAGAUGAUUAAAGAUAUGAAACAACAGUUCUCUGGAUUACUUUAUGACAUUGGUUUCCUGGAGUCAUCCAACCCGAAGGCUUCUUCCGCUAAUUACAAUUCAGGUGAGCAUUGUCUUUCUUCUUACCGUGACACUGAACAUGUUUUGAGGGAAUUUCAAGCCAACUAUCUUCGUCGGAGCGAAUCUUACGGCUGGUCUUGAAUGAAAAUUAAACUGCUGCAUCGAAAUGUUUCCCGUGUCAAGAUUUAUCCAAGUAACACUCGAUUUUCCAUUUCUAAUUCCAGUCUGUUACUAACAAAAUUGCCAGUUCUUUUGCAGACAAUUUAAAACUGGUUAAAGCCAUACUUUGCGCCGGUUUAUAUCCAAAUGUUGCCAGCAUUAACCACCAUCAUAAAUUUUCAAGGUAAAGACCCUUUUUUUGUAAAUACUUUCAUCUUCGCCUUCUUUGUUUUCACGUUUCAGUGAAAGGCAAAAAAGAAGUGCGCAUAAGUUUUUAUGGAAUGAAAGAGAGAAAAGUUCAUAUUAUGUUUCAGGCCUCCAAAGCUUCGAACUCAUCAAGAUGGUACUGUGCAUUUGCAUCCGAAAUCAGUGAACGCAGAGGUCAGAGUUUAUGAAGAUAACUGGCUGAUUUAUCACGAAAAGAUGAAGUCUACCUCGGUAAGUAAAAGGAGGCCUUAGUAUUUUGCCCUUUUUUCACCAUAGAAAGUUUUUUCAACUGACUGUUGUAAAAGUUGAGUCAAAUUGAUCACAUGAGCCAUUCUAUGAUGACUAUGGCUAGUUAGAAGGCAAAGUCUUUGUACGAUAUUGAGUCGCGUGAUUGGGUUAGUUUGUCUUGCUUUCCGCCACACGUAAAGAAUACAAGUACUUUUUCACAGUCGUUCCAUCCCUAAAUCGCGCACUGAUUCUCGUUUCAAUUGAUUGUUACUUUGGUAUCUCGCGCACAUAGUGUUUCUCUCAAAUUCCAACAAGAGGUCAAUAAUACACGCGCACUUAUAACUUUUCUAAUCGUUUACUUUUUCAUUUUGAUUGUUACACGAUUCUCUUUCCUAUGAUUGUUACGUUAAUAUUUCGCGCACUGUCUGGAUUUUCUUUCAUUCGAUUAUUACUUUAGUCUCUCAUUUACUCUCAAGAUUUUUUUACUUCAUUCUUACGUAAGCAUCUCACGCACUCUCAAGAUUCUCUUUCAUUAUUACAUUAGCAUCUCGCGCAGUCACAAUUUUCAUUGCUUCGAUUUUUACUCUAUACUCUCGCGCACUCUUAAGAUUUCUCUUUCUUUCAAAUGUUACGUUAUCAUCUCGUGCACUCUCAAGAUUUUCUUUCGAUUGUUAUGUAAGCAUCUCUGCACUCUCACAAUUGUCAUUCUUUUGAUUGUUGCGCUUAUUUCUCGCACACCCUCAAGAUCGUAAUUUAUAUGAUUACUACGUAAGAAUCUCCCGCACUUUCAAGAUCUCUUUCUUUCGAUUAUUACGCUAGUAUCGCGCGCUCUUUCAAGAUUCUCUUUAUUUGAUUAUGUUAGUGUCUCGCGCGCUCCUGUGAUUGUCUUCUUUUGGAUUGCUACGUUAGUAUCUUACGCGCUCUUAAAAUUAUCUUUCCUUCGAUUGUUACGUUAGUAUCGCGCGCUCUCUCAAGAUUCUCUUUUAUUUUAUUGUUACAUUAGCGUCUCGCGCAUUCUAAUUCUUCUCUUCUUUUCUAUUGUUACGUUAGUAUCUCGCACACUCUUAAGAUUCUCUUUCAUUUGAUUGUUGCAUUCAAGUAGUAUAUCGUGUUCAUUGAUUCUCGUGCAACUCUCAAGAUUCUAAUUCAUUUGAUUGUUACAUUAAUGUCUCGCCAAACCCCAUGAUUCUAACUCAAUUUAUUUUUGUGUUAGUAUCUCGCGCAUCUAUAGGAUUCUCUUCCAUUCAAUGUUUCGUUAGUAUCUUGCGCACCACGAGAAUUCUCAUUUCUUUGCCUAUUACUUUAGUUUACCGCCCACUCUUAGGAUUCUAGUUCAUUUGCUUGUUGCGUUUGUUUUUCGCGCACCCCUAGGAUUCACCUGCAUUGGAUUGCUACCUCAGUAUGUCGCGCUCUGUAAGGAUUGUCUUUCAUUCGAUUGCUAUGCCAGUAUCUCGCGCACUCUCCGGAUUUUAUUUAAUUUUAUUCCUACCUUAGUAUCUCAUGCACGGUCAGGAUUCUCGAUGUAUGUUUUGUUUAAUCGGUGCAUUUUUGUUCAUCUCUAGCUAUUCCUGUACGACAGCACUAUGAUAGCACCCUUCCCCCUUCUCUUCUUUGGCGGCGAGAUUUCUGUGUUUGUAGAAGAGGGCUACGAAACAGUCGCAAUCGACGAUUUCAUAAAAUUCAAGUCUCCAAACAGAAUUGCAAAUUUAGUCAAGGUUAGUUUUAUUUUUCCUAAAGUGAUUCGUUUUCUUACCACUUGGUGACGUGCUCCUAUGUAAUGAAAUCCUGAGUAUGCAUCGCUUUUCGAUUGCUUGUCGUUAAACUAAACUAAAGUGAUCACAAGGGCCUGUGAGGACAAAGGGAAAUAUCUGAAAAAAAUGAAAAUUCAGAUUUAAAACCAAAUAAGUUGCACGGGAAAACAUGGGUGAUCUAGUCACGUUUGGUUGUACUUUUUUUCCAUUUGAUUGGUGUAGUAGGUAGCGCUAGUUAUCUUGACCAAUCAAUCUGCAUUGCAUUCGAAAUUUAACGAAAAAUUGGUAAAGAAUGUUAUUUCUACAAGAUGGGUUGAAUGCCAGACAGAUUAGCGCCGGUACAAAAUCCCUAAGUUGAAUCUGCAAUUACUCAUCGCUUUUCCCUAUGUUUCUAGGCCGUUUUUGUUUUUAGAAGGACUAGCUACAUAAGAAAUGUGAAUUAAUUUGAAAUUAACUUCUUCUUGAAAUACUGCACACUGAGGAUGUUUGUCUUGAAAUCAAAGACAGUUCAAUAACAACAUUCAUUUCAGGGAUGACAAAUUUUUCGAAAAUGUUUUCAAUUUUGUAGUAUUACUAUUUGCCAGAUAACGAGUCGACAUUUUCUCGUUUUACCUUGGCAGGAGUUACGAGUCGAACUCGACAAACUGCUUAGACAGAAAAUCGCUAAGCCGGAUACGAAGCUAAGCGUGGGGACUGGGACGGGUAACAGAGAAAGCGCUCUGCUGCGGGCAAUAAUUGACUUGAUCACCAGCGAGGAGAAUACAAACUGGGUGAGUGUCUGUUGGGUUCCUUUCCGUAUUUCAUGGCAUUUUUUUGAACUCCAUUUAUUUUUCUCGGAGAAAAUGAUGCUCUUCUCUGAAAUCAAACUUCGUUGAGUAAAGUCCUAAUUUCUUUUAAUGUCUUAAUUGAAUCCUCGUGCUCCCUCCUUCAAUACUCUUCUUCAAAAAGCUGUGCUUUCAAAGGCUUUUUCCUUCAUUUUGAAAUCAGGAAAAGGCCUGGUUGACCAGUAGGGGCUUUUUAAGAUAGAGAUGUAGCUUUGGUUAGGGUUAAGCAUUCGAAUCUGGCAUUAAAUGAGGGUCCAUUUAGUGAUUUGUUACCGUCCUUGCUCUGAGGGUUUCUCCCUGUUCUCUUGAACUCACCCAUCAGUUGAUUUCCGCAGAACUGUAGCAGGGGAAAUCUUACAGCUUUUUCUUUUUUGACAAGUCCUCGUGCCCAAAAAACUGUUAUGUUAGCCUUUGGAAAGUGGAGACUGAUUAAGGAUGUUACAAUGGUUGGAGGAAAGUUAUACUUCAGCGAGUUUUAUUUCUCAAAUUUUAACUUUUUCUCCUCCACAGAGAAAACAAAGAGCUCUCGCCAGCGAAGCUGAAAGGACUUAAAAGAGAAACAGUUAUUCCAGGAGAGGAUUUCCACGGAAUUGGACACAGCUCAAUCUAACAAGGCUUCAUUAAGAUGGUGAAAGGUCAAGCACCCCGAGAUACAACUUUCUUAGUUGGAGCUUUCGGAGUAGGACCUUUCCUGACUCACUUCAUGGUGGUACUUCAUGGAAAAGCAUUGAAGACAUUGACUGAUUAAAGGACAACUUAAUCAAACUCCUUUAACUGGUGGUAGUGGCCUGUUCUUGGGUAAAUUGACGAGAACUUUUAUCGAAAAGUCACUUCAUUCUUUAAGAUACCUAUGUUAAUGGUUGGAUCCGUAAAGCAGAUAAACAGCACGCGACCAUCUGUGGUGCCGCCUAAAGUGAUAGUAUGCACAUGCGCAUAGCAGCGCACAGUUGAUGUACUGUGUAUUAAUUAUUCCUAAAGCCGCAAAAUUUUUGGUCAGUAUCUUUUGUCAUAGGGCUCUGGUCGAGAUUUUUUAGUUUUCUUAGGAUCGUGAUCACAAAACUAAUUUGAAUGAAGUUGUUGUUAGUUAUAUUAUUUACUGCCAAUGUGGUCAUAAGGAUGCAGUUUUGAAGGUGAUGGUAAAUGAUAUUGAAUUAUUUGUCUUUAUUGACAACUUGAACACUCUGGAGUCAAUUGUUCAAAGACUAGCUGUUUUUGUAAUAAGUUAAUCUGCAAGAAACCCCUUGGCACAAGUUUUACUUCUGGGGAACCUUCCUUCCCGACAGAAUAUUUAGCCACUGCGCCCGAAAAAUUUACGUUGGUUUUCCUCGAAUGACCACGCUAUCAGUGGCCUAGUAACCAUAAGAGCCAUUACUUUUAAUGCUCUCUUAAUGGUAAAAAUAAUUAUGAAAAAUUAUGAAGGAGCUUUCAAACCAUCAAACACGCUCACGUUUUAAAAAUAAAUAGCGAAAUUAAAACGGUAUAACAAUUAGAUAUUAUGUAGCCACAUUAUGGAAAGAGAUUUGAAAUUACAUUCCAAUUUCCCUUGCAUGAAUUUUAAUUUUUUUUUUAUUAAGGUAACCCUCUCGGCAUUAAAGAAAAAAAAUUAUAGAUGUCAAGAACAAAGAAUUUACAGAUUUAGCUUCGUCUGGUUGCGAAAGCACGGAAAUCAAGUUGUUUCAUGUUAGAGCUUGUAGCGUCUAUGAAUCUGUGAAGGUGCAGGUGGUUGCGUUAUUUAUCUGAGAAAAAAAAAUUAUUAGAAACGGAGACGAAGCGGAAAUUAAAAUAUGCUCCAUUAUUCUAAGGUUUCCUCGCUACAUUAGUCAUUUUGCUUUUAAUUGUUGCAAAUUAUAGUUAAAAUUUUGUGAUAAAUGAAUAAAUAAACAAAACAAAAGAGGGUGUUAUCACAAUGACUUUGCUCGCGCUCCUCUUUGGAAAGACCGCCGAAGUAAUGGCGAUGGACUAAGCACUAGACAUGGUUGCGAGGUAACGGCGGGCAGUUGGAAACGACUCGACAACAUCACUAAAAAUGGCGGAAUGAUAGCGCCUGAAGAAAUGUGUUUAUAAAACAAUGUUAUAUUUUCAGCAUGGAUUGUCCGGUUAUGGGACAUGAGAGGUUAUGGAAGAGAAAGUAGGACCUUUUACUUUUAUUUCUAACUUUGACUCGGGAAAUUUAGCGCGCGUUGAAAGAGUAAAAACUGAAGACGCUUCUUCCAGUCCAGAGGAUUGUGAUGGAGCUGUAGUGAUAAAUCCUGACUUUGAUUACAAUGUUUGGACGGCUCCCGACUGUGCUGGCACCGAGUUUGAAAAUCAAAAUCGAACAUGGUUUUAUUUCGGCAUCAAAGGAGGUCAACCUGGAAAACUUUUACGGAUAAAUAUCUUGAAUUUAAAUCGACAGGGAAAGUUGUACGGUCAAGGCAUGACUCCGCUGGUGAAAGUUGUCCCAUCUAGGAACAAAUGGGAGAGAAUACGAGAUAAACCGAAAUACGAGGUGAGGCGUUCUAUAAGCGUUUAGGAGAAAAAUCCAAACAUUGCUUUAUAUUCUUUCCUAUUUAAUUAAAUUAAUCAGUAAACUUGAAUAAAAUUAAUUAGUAUUUAUUGUUGAGGUGAAGUGGAUGUUAGAACAUUUAGUCACGUUAGGUGUGGUUUGUUUUAUUUUUGUAGUUUUCACUGUGCAGGUUGUGUUAUAAAGUAAGAAAUUACUACUGUAUUUCCAAAUUAAGUCAUGAAGCAAAUAGAAAAAAAGCACUUGUUUGUAAUUAUUGGUAAGGUUUGCUGGAAGCUAACUUAUGAAAGUGAAGUAUCCCAAACUUCAACUCCUAGGUUCAAUAGUAGGUGGUAGCUUUUGAAAAUAUCCCACUAGUGUUUGGGCGGAAAUUUUAUUUCGCAAUUUUAAAAUAAUCAAAAUGAGUGAAAACUGUAUUCAUAAACUGUUGUCUCUGUCCUUUUUCUUUAGACUGUUGAUGGCCAGUUUAGACUGUCAUUCACUUAUCGCUUUCCUGAUCAGCGCAGUGGAGUUCACUACUUUGCUUUCUGCUAUCCAUACUCAUACUCAGAUUGCCAAGCAAAGCUUGAUGAUUUAGACAGAAGCUUUACCAUAUGUCAGCAAAUGACCCCCUCUGAACCAAAAGACUCUAUCUAUUUCUAUCGGGAACUUUUGUGUUACACACUGGACAGCUUAAGAGUAGACCUUCUAACAAUAACUUCUGCAAAGGGCAUGAUGGAGGAGAGGGAAGAAUCUCUGCCAAGUCUUUUUCCAGACAAAACUAAUCCUAGGCCUCACAAGUUUGAAGGGAAGAAGGUAGGAAUCAUUUUUAUCUAGUGUAGAAAAAAAAGAUUAAAGUAAUCAUGGUAGUCUGCCAUGCUUUUAAAUCUAAGUAAAGCUUCAAAAGCACUGAGUUGCAUUGCAUGUCAUGUAAGCUUGUUUACUCUUAACCCUUUACACUCUAACAUCAGGGUGCACAUUCUCCAUACUGCUUUCUAUACAUUUCCUGUGGUGCUGACAAGGAGAAUUUGUUUAAAAAUCAAGAGCUUUUUCAGUAGGUGAUCAUUGCCUUGAUUCUCAUGACCUCAAUGUUUGAUUCAGGGGUGAUAUUGCAAGAAGAAAUUAGAAGCCAGUCACUCUUCAGUGUUAAAGGGUUAAGAGGCAUUUACAAUAGCAAGUUUUUUAGACAACUGCACUUGUCAAGGAAAACUAAUACUUGUUCACCAUAAUGUGUUAAAUGUUCCCAUAGGAUGUGAUGAAUUUCAACUCUUUCCUAUAACUCUUCCAGGUGUUUUUCCUGAGUGCCAGGGUACAUCCAGGGGAAACUCCAUCAAGUUUUGUAUUCAAUGGAUUCCUAGACUUUAUUUUACGCCAAGAUGAUCCCAGAGCUGCAGCAUUACGGGACCAAUAUGUGUUUAAGUUGAUACCAAUGUUGAAUCCAGAUGGUGUCAAACGUGGCCAUUACCGCACUGAUCAGCGAGGUGUGAACUUGAAUCGAGUGUAUAUGGAUCCUGAUCCUCUCUUUCAUCCUUCAAUCUUUGCAGCCAAAAGUAUCAUUUUGUAUCACCACACUAUAGGAAACUUGCACCAAGAUUCUGACCACCAUAAUGCUUGUGUAUGUGAUACAGAGAAGGCAAAAAAAGUCACUGUAAACCUUAACACUACAUCUGUUGAAACUGGCUCUGAAUUCUUCACAACCAAAGAUAUUUUAGAUUUACAGUCAGUUCCUUCUGAGUUAAAGCCAGAGUUGCCAGAACCUGAGUCUGUAAAAAUGGAUUUCAUAAGUGUGGAGGGCAAUGGAAUGAUAGACAAAGAUGCCAACAAUAACAAGAACAAGGAAACACUCUCAUCAAAUUUAGACUCUCUAGCAUUGAAAAUGUCACCUGAUGUUCAGACUGGUGCCUCAAAUGAUGCACUUCAAAUGGACGCUGUUGUUUCUAAUCAGCUUUCAAAUGAAAGUACAAGCAGCAUGUCAAGUGACUGCCAUUCAGAAAAGCAGUUAAAUACAAGAACUCUAGACCAGCCUCAGUUCAAAACGGUGUUGAACAAGAAAGAACCUGCAAAUUGCACCUACUGCUCUUCACAGACUUCAUCUGAGCAAAGCAGUGGGGUUGCAUACUAUGUUGAUCUGCAUGGCCAUGCUUCAAAGCGUGGAUGCUUUGUCUAUGCAAAUUACCUGGAGAAUGAAGACAAUUAUGUCAGCUCUAUUUUAUUCCCAAAACUCAUCUCUUUGAAUUCAACAAACUUUGACUUUGCGGCUUGUAACUUUACUGAAAAGAACAUGUACAGCAAGGACAAGCGAGAUGGCAUGUCCAAAGAAGGAAGUGGGAGGGUUGCCAUCUAUAAAGCCACUGGGAUAAUUCACAGGUUGGCAAGGAGAUGUACAGUAGAAACAUUUUAAUUUUAAUAGACUUCUGAUAAUGAUAAAACACUUACUAUUCUGAACACAUCUUUGUGAGCAUGUACUGGUAAUGCUCAAAUUGUAGAUUUCUUUAGCACUCACACACACAAUUCAUACUGAUUGAUAUGAUCCUGACUGAUUCCUUUUGAUGUAUUUUCUGAUAGAAUAGGUGUCAAAUUACUACGCAAUUAGCAUAAAAGACAAAUAUUAAUAAUGGGUAAGGUUGUCAAAAAAAAAACCUUAUUUAUUUGAGAUGUUUGGAACCUCAAACCUUUGAUUUUGCAAUCCAGUGUUUUAUCAAUUGAGCUGCAGUGAACUUUUGAUUAGCUUGAAUUUAUACUAGAGUCCUCUGUAACUAAACAGGUGCAUACCUGUUUAGUAAAUAUAAUCUUUGAGCUUUUUCCUCCAGCUUGGGAUGUUGUAACAUAUAAUAUCAUAAAAUAUAUACCUACAUUAUGAUAUGUUUUGCCAUCAAGCAAGAUACAUUAAUUUUAUCACUAUUUGGCAAUGUUUGAUAUCAAUAUGAUUUCUCUAUCAGUUAUACACUAGAGUGUAACUACAACUGUGGGCGCACAAUCAAUUGCUUGCCACCUGCCACUUGCGAUAAUGGGUGUGCUACUCCACCUCCUUUGCCUGGCUUCCCACCCAAGUAUACACCAGAGAUUUAUGAAGAGGUAAAAUGAGGUUACAUUGUCAAGCAAAUGUGCUUUACUUCUUAAGAUUGAUUUGUUGUUCAUUAUGUUUAUCAGAAGUUGAUAAGACCACAUACAUUGUUCUGAGAUGUGAUAUGUCAGUGGUCAGCACUUUGAACUCCAUGUUCAAACCAUGCUGGGGUCCUUGUGUUGUGUUCUUGGAUGUGCCACACCUAAGGUGGGGUUGAUCUGUUGUGCACUUGGAUAUCAUGAACACCCUUAGCAAUGCUAUCCCAAGUGGCUAAAUGCAGAGGAAAACUGGAUAGGUUAUAGUGGUGUGAGCCACUUGGCCUAUGAGCAAACUUUUUAUUUUGGUUUAUUUUUGCCGUUUUUUGUUGUUGACAGGUGGGGCGAGCAAUGGCAGUGGCUGUACUUGAUAUGAACAAUACCAACCCCUGGACACGACUUCCUCUCAGUGAGUUUACAUCUUUAGAAGGAGUCAAGAAUUGGGUCAGGCGGUUUGUCAAGAGUUCCAAGAAUGCACCCUCAGUACCCAAGAAACUCUCUCGAGUUAUUACUAAAACUUCAAGGUAUACAAAGUGCUGUGAUAUUUCAUGUGUGUAUCCUCUAAGUUAGUGUUUUUUUCCUCCUUAUCUCGCUCAACCACUGAUACUCAAGUUUUUGUUAGGUUUAUGUCAUAAUUCUAUUAUUAACCAAACCUGUUUCCUCAAAAGAUGAUGAAAAAGCAAAUUAGGGUAAGGCCAUAUCCAGUAAACUUGAUCAAACAUGCUUGGUUGUGGAAGAAUUUAUUAAUUGGCUAAACGAUUACAGCAAAUAAUCUUUCUUCACUUUUUUCAUGGUGUUACUUGUGCUGACUUCCUUCAAGACAUACAACUGCUGUAUUUCUCUCUCCCUGGGAAUGGAAUAAGCGUAGCCAAUCAGAACAUGAGGAUUUGCUUCAUCUUGCAUGCUCAAAGAGCUUCCCUUAUAACAAGUGGACUAUUCCAACUUUUUGACUGUAAGUUUGAAGAGAAAUCAGGUAACAAAAACUGAAAGAAAAAAAAAAAAGCAGUUAUUAGUUAUUACCUAGCCAACAAUUAAGUAAAUUUGGUGCAGUGUGGCUGGUAAUCAUUCUGUUAGAUGGUACAACUUUGUCAGACCCCAUUGGAAACCUAUAUAUGUAGAGAGGACUGCAGCAGUUCCUCAACAGACUUAAUCUGAACACUUUUCAGUAUGGUGGCAGGAGCAACAGCAAGUACACGUCAGAAAUUAUCUGUAUUGGCAAGUUCAUCCAGUGAUAUGUCUUCUGAUAACGCAGCUAGUGGAGGGCACAGAACAACAGAUCAUCCAUCACAGAAUGGAACAAAUGUUAACAAGGAAACUGGUACACAUUUAAAAAUUAACCAUUUAUUCCUUUGUAGUGAAAUAAAACUUUGAUAUUGUUAACAAUGCCCAUGUUCCUUUUGUAAGGGGCUAGAUGAAACGGAUCCCAUGUUCUGUUUGACUAUACCUUACUUGACCAAACCUGUUUGUUGAAGAUGGUUCAGUAUAAGCCUGGUUUCCUUUGUUUUUAUGGCUCUCAACUUUGUCUUAGUUCCCUGAAGAAAAAAAGAAAGUGGCCAUUAUUCAGGUAUCUCAUCCUCACACCUGAUUAAUGACACAUAUGGAAAGGGUUUGUAUCAACUGAUUUUCCUCAAUUUUUAGGUAAAAAGCCAGCUACUGAUACUGUGAGGCGGCCAUAUCACCUGGCAAGUACCCAAAAGACAUCCUUGCAAGGAACAGGGGCCCAGAGUGGAAAGAGUGGAAAGAACCAUCAUGAUGAUACAUGCUCUUCAUCACCUGGGACUCUGUCAGGAGCCAACAGAAGAGAUCAGUUAUCUGGGCCAGGACCUUUGAGAGCAACAGUGAGCCAACUUUGUUGUGUUUUGUUUUUUUUUUUUCCAUUAUGUGACUUUUAUGUUAUGCAAUAAUUUACAUUAGAUAUGUUGGAAUGCCAACAUAUUAUCAACUUGAAGGUCAACUGAUAAACUUUCAAAGAAAAACAAAACACAAACAUUUUCUUUUGGGGCAUGGACUACAUUUAGCUAUAAGAUUUGACAUUCCUUUUCUUUUUGAAAGUUCCUCCCGAAUAGUAAGAGUUCUUGCUUGACAUGUGUUUGUAAGUUCCCCUUAGAAAUGUUGUUUAGCUGUCAAUUAUAGGACUUUGUGCAGACAGAACUUCAGAGAGGCCAUUCAGUCUUUUCAUAUGAUUUUAGGAGAUUUAUCUGUGAGCCUCAAAUUUAUGCACUACAACCAGUUACAAUUUCCUGGCUCACAUCUAAACACAGUGUUAAAUGAAUAAUAUUAUUGGCUUUUUGUAUACAAACAAAUAUUGUGUGCUUUACUUUAAGGUGUUCAAAGCAAAAGAACAACCAAGGGUUUCUUUGGAACUUCCCAAAACGGUAAGUUAUCCAGACAGCAACUAAUCUCAUGUUAUAUGCUGAAAAGAUCUUGUAACUUUUUACUUGGGGACUCUAGGAAAGUUUCUGCCUAUAAGAAUCAAGGGCCUGCAAUGAGCAACUCAAUAGAUACAGUGUUAACAAAACAAAGUAUAUCUGAGAUAGAUGACUGUGUUUCACUGAGGUUGUGGUCCAGCAUGAUGAGUGAGUAAGCUAGCUGAGGCAUUCACUUUGAUUGUUUUACAUAUUUAUGCUUUAUUUAGAAACAGUUCAUAUGGUAAAAUGUAAUUAAUAGUUUGUGAAAGCCUAUCUGUCACUGAUGAAGCACAGAUUUCUAUAAAUAGUAUUGUUGAGGGUUCAGGGCGUGAAAUUAAUUUUUUUUUCUGAACUUGGGUCCUAAAUUCUUCAAAGCGGUAGCCAAUUCAAAAAAAGUUGGUCGCCAUUUUCAAAGACAAACAAAACCUAUUUUUUACGCUGUCACCGUUCUAGAAAUUAAGUUAGGGAAAAGAUCUUUAACUAGCUACAAAGUGGACACCAGAAUUGAUGAUAUGCAACAUUCAAACUCACCUAAAUCCAAGAUGGCGUCUAGUUAUCAAUCGAGAUGCAUGUGCUGCGUUUUGGAAACAAACUUGAUGAGGAAGUUUGCUGUGGAUUUACCUUUGCAAAUCUUUUUAAUUCACUAUAUCUCUAGGUAAGGUUAUGAUGAAACAUUCUAGUCGCCAAUUUGGCAACCGAUUUUCAGGAUUUGGUCGCCAAAGUGAAAAAUUUAGUCACACUAGCGCCUGUAUUAGGCGCAAUUUCACACCCUGGGGCUGCAGUAAGAUGAAAGUGGUCAGCCAGCAUCCUUGAUCCAAAUUUAUCCACCAUUUCUCUCACUUGAAUUACUUCUUUUGCAUUUGUGUUUAUGUUUAAUUUGUAUCAAAACAGGGUCCAACUCUGAGGCUGGUGCACAAUUUACGUCAUCAGCCCCAAGUUCAUGUCCAGCCUACAUCAUUGUCCAGUAAAUCUUUAUCAUCUCCUGUUGAGAUUAAAAUGAGGUAAAAGCAAUCUGAAUCUGUUAAUUAAGUGGAACUUUCAUUGAUUAUCAUCAAUAUUAGGAACCUAUUGAGAUCAUUUCUGUUCAGAUGCUUUGUGAGAGUGCCUUAUGAUUGUCUAUCAAUAUUAAGGGUUGUUUUGAGACCAGAGUUUUGUUCAACAUUUUUAAACUAAUUAUUAAGACCUGGAAAAAGGUCACACAAUAAAUGAAAAUAUUCUGAGAAAUAGGAGAAAUCCGGAAUUCUCUCUAGUAACCUACAACAAUUGUUCGAGUGCUUGGUGAAAUUUUUAACUGAAUCUAAUUGCAUCAGUAAAUUAUCCAGGCCAAAGAGAUUUACUCCUUAGUUCUAAAAAUUAUAAAAAAUUUGUUUAUCUUCUCAGCACUAUUGAUGUCCACAAGCAGUUCAUUAGUUUUCACAGAAGCAAACCAGGUGUGGCAUUAAGGAAUGGCCACAGUAGCCAGAGUGAUGAAGAGAAGAAAAAAAAGAAUGUUCGUCCAAGGAGGAAAAAUGGAAGGAAAAAAGGUAAUUAAUAUGUCAUAUUAUCUCCAUGGAUCUUUUAUUCUAUUAGACUACCAGGUACUUGUAACAGAUUUUCAAAAGUAAAUUUGUAUUAACAAAGCAAAUUGAUAUGACCAACAGUAUAUCAAUGGGGUUAACAACAGAGAAUUCAAUGUUCUUUUCAACUGUUCAAAAAUCAAAAAUUUUAUGGAAGAUCUUAAAUCUAUGAGUUGAACUUGUGUCAACAAUCCUCUCAUACAAUUUGAUAUUUUCAACUGUGAUUUGAACAUUGAUAUGCUUGUGAAAAAAUCUGUAGAUAAGUAUCAAACCCCUACCAUUUUUUUGUUGUUUCUUUGUGCUUGUAUGUUUAAGUAGGUAGUGUACUAUUUCUUCUGCAUAUUUUUUUUUUUUUGAUAAUUGCCACCUAGCCCAGCCACUCGACUGACAUUUGUCAUUUCUUAACAGUCGUGCUCUCUCUCUCUCUCUUCUCUCACCAAUUUUUUGCAUUCACUUUAAUAAAUUUUUGUUUCUUUUUUAAACUCUGAAGAAUUUUUAUUGUACAUCAUGAUCGUAUUUAAAUUUUACAUGCACUAAUAAUAACAAUAUUUAAAUGUGUUACUUAGCUUAUUUUCUUUUGAUUAUCCAGAAAAAAAUGGCGAAGCAGUGGCUAGAGAUGAAAUUCAACCUUCCGAAAUAUCUUCAACAAGGUAUGAAUUUUACAGUGGUUCCUUAUGGGGACACCUGUGGGGCCCCUCAGUUGUGUCCUUGUACUAUAGUGGUGUGCUUUCAUAGAAUUUGACCUGUAAGAAUUCUUCACCAAAGUUAUUUAAUAUGUAGUUAUUUAUUUUUACAAUGUUGUCCUUCAAUAGGCCCCCAGCGGCAGAGGAUAUUCAUGUUAGCACAGUUGAGAAAGAAGAGGAAGGGAAAUCCAAGAGUACUCAACUGUCACGCAGAAACAGUUCCAAGAAUAUGGUUAGCAGUAAUAAUGAUCUAUCAUAAAGUAAUUAUUCAAGGCCAAUGUUAUUAUUUAUUAACAACAGCUCAGGAAUGCACUAUAUCCAAUUAACAUGCCCAGGCUGCCUCUCUUAUAAGUCUCUAUCUCUAAUAAAAGCCAUUUUCCUUCAAAACACCCCCAUAAGUUCUUGGAGUUUGAUUAAUUAUUGUUAUUGUGAUUUGUUGUUAGAUAAGCUGUAGUGUGAUGUCUUGUGAAGUUGUGGAUAUCAAGGAGUUACCACACACACCUCAGAGUGGCAGUGGCACAAAUCCUUUGACAUUCUGGCCAAACACAUCUGUCAGCUGACAUAACAGGAGUGAAGACCAUUUUUUAAGCUUGAUGGUGUAUUUACUAAACAUUUCAGAGUGGAAAAGUGUUUUUAAGCAUACACAAUUUUAUGUAGAUUUACAACAAAAGAUUGAAAGUUUUUGUCUUAAAGUUUAUAGGAUAUGUCUUAACUGUACAAGGAUUAUUUAAAUUUUAAAAUUUUUUUCUCUAUUUAUACUGUGGAAAUCAAACAAGGAAGCUAUGUUAUUUUUUUAAAGUAUUACAUGUAGGUUAGUGGUAAUGUAAUUUUCUGAGUGAAGGGCUCACUUUCAAUUAUUCCAGGAUUGUUUUUCUUUCCUUUUAUCACUCUAUGCAUCUGGUAUUGGCCAACUGGAAAUUACACUCUACAAUCCUAGCAAAUGAGAUGUUUUCCUCCAUUCUGAUAAGCCUUGUGAUAACUUUAAUAUUCAUUUUGGUGGUACACAAUCAAAAAUUGUACUGUGAGCAAGCACGUUGUUAUCAUCAACAGUGAUGUGGUAUUCAUUGAUUGGAGUGUGGAGUGAGUUGGUUUGUGAUGAUUUGAAAACAAAUUUUAAAAAAUAUUCAUGGUUGAUAUUUUAUUGUUGGUUAGUGUUUCUUUUGACAAGUAGCUUUUAGUUAUACUGAGUUGAUUAAACAUGUAGGAGUGUAAAACAAAGUAAAUUGAUAUUGAGUACUGCAGUGUGGUUGUUUAUUUCAAGUUACCAUUACUUACUCUUUUUUAGUGGGCUGGUUUGGUAGACAGAGGUUGAAGACACUCUUAGUUUUUACCAAACAUCUAAAUAGCAA
Pocillopora meandrina is the source of this 28891-nucleotide messenger RNA. Lineage: Eukaryota; Metazoa; Cnidaria; Anthozoa; Scleractinia; Pocilloporidae. The record is from the annotation of a GenBank genome assembly.